AUGGCUGCUGAUGACUCUGCAACUGGUUUGCUAACUGCAUUGACAUCCGCCUUGCAGCUGGCCACUUCUACGUUUCCCGAUGACGAGGCCCAAUUCCUGCCUCCCAGCGAAGGGAUCUCUCUUCUGGACAUUAAGAACGACCUUUUGCUAUCCUAUCUUCAGAACUUAACAUUCCUCAUCCUACUGAGACUAAGACAAGGCGAUGGGUCGCAUGGACAUCAGGAUGUGGGAGCCGAGGUCGUGAAUACACUGGUUGAGCUGCGAGUAUACCUGGAAAGAGGCGUUCGACCAUUGGAGAACAAACUGAAAUAUCAAAUCGACAAGGUCAUCAGAGCCGCAGAGGAAUCCGACCGGCGUGAAGCCAACAAAGGUUCCACCGCGCUCCAAAAGAAAAAAGACCGGAGCAUACCCACUACGAAAUCGCUUAAUCCAGGCUCAGAUGUCUCUGCGUCCGAGUCGGAAGACGUCGAGUCAGACGAGGAGGCAGACGGAGAUACUGACGGGGACAUGGCGGCGGCACCAAGACCUGCCGCAUUGCAACGCAAAAUCGACCCCUCUCAGACAAGAGCGCAGUCUGCAACAUCACGGGCCGCGGGGACCGGUGCAUACAAGCCUCCAAGGAUCACUCCUACAGCUAUGCCGGAAGCGUCGUCUACGCGAGAUCGCAGCGACCCUGCGCGAAAACGAAGAUCACAACUUCUGGAUGAGUACAUUGAUGAGGAGCUCUCAUCUGCACCACGUGCGCAACCUUCCAUCGGCUCAAACAGUACCAUUGUCCAGCAUGGACGCGGCGCGAUGUCUUCGCGGGAGCGGGAACGUCAAAAAGAGCGUACAGAGUACGAAGAGCGCAACUUUGUACGUCUACCAGCUCUCAGCAAGGCAGAAAAGCGGAAGGCAAGGUCACAGGGCGAGCGUAACCAGAGGGACCUGUUUGGUGGCGAGGACUGGACUGGACUGGGUGGCCUGGGUGAUAGGAUCAACAGGACUGUUGCAGGGCGUUCGCGAGGGGAGAGCGGAGGGGUGCUUCAACGACGAGAGAAACGGCGGAGAGAUACACAGGACGGGCCGAGAGGUGACGGCGUUGGCAUAGGAGAAACCUUUGAAAAGAAGAGAAAGAUCAUGCAGCAGAGGGCCGAUCGGAAGACUAAAAGGAAAGGAUAG
Molecule: messenger RNA, 1161 nt
Organism: Exophiala spinifera
Lineage: Eukaryota; Fungi; Ascomycota; Eurotiomycetes; Chaetothyriales; Herpotrichiellaceae
Exons: 1
Coding region: 1-1161 (386 amino acids)
Biological process (GO): maturation of SSU-rRNA from tricistronic rRNA transcript (SSU-rRNA, 5.8S rRNA, LSU-rRNA)
Cellular component (GO): small-subunit processome; nucleolus
Source: RefSeq, a predicted model, not a curated record